CACGCACAGGAAAAAAGAAAAAGAAAAGCAUUUGCGUUGAAAAGCUUGCUCGACACUCUUUUCAUUUCUCCAAAGAAAAAUGAGCAUGGAAUCGACUCGCUCAGACAACUCGGCCAAAAGAAGCUUCAAUAAUAACCGUAACUCGGCCUCUUCAAAUUCAAAUUCAAACCCUUCCAAUAAGAAGAAAAAAACCAGUCAGAAAACCCUAGGCGUCGCUUGGGGCUCCAAUUCUCGCUCUUCGUCUCGCUCCUCCUUCAGCAAUUCACCGUUCUCCAAUUUUGGCAGUUAUAUGGUGGAGAAGAAUAGGAAACUUCAGAACCAGUUUGAAGCCGAAGCUUCGACUUCUUCUCAUGGUGGUUCGGGUUCUGUGAAGCCUAUAUUCGAUGGGGUUUCCAUCUUUGUCGAUGGUUUCACGGUUCCUUCCAGUCAGGAACUGCGAGGCUACAUGUUAAAGCAUGGUGGAAGAUUUGAGAAUUACUUUUCAAGACGUCGUGUAACCCAUAUCAUCUGCAGUAAUCUUCCUGAUAGUAAAAUUAAGAAUUUGAGGUCCUUUAGCCGUGGGCUCCCUGUGGUAAAACCCGCGUGGAUUUUGGAGUCUGUUGCUGCCAAUAAACUUUUGAGUUGGGUUCCAUACCAACUCGAUCAGCUUGCUAAUAACCAACCAAAGUUGUCAUCAUUUUUUACUCUGAAAAGAAGCUCAGUCUCCAACAGUGCCUCAACUCAUGCACCUUGUCAAGUAAAUCCUGAAGCUGAGGAUUCGUCUUUAAAAGUUGGUACAUCAGGUGAUACAUAUUUUUCUGAAGUGAGUGAACCCUUUGAGCACCGUAAGCAAAUUAGUAGAGAAUCAGAUGAUCUUGUGAAUGAGAACUCUAAUGCAUCAUUAGUUGAGGAGAUAGCUAGCAGUUCUGGCAAACCCUGUGAAGUGGCUAUGGGAAUACCAAGUAAUAUUGAUGCAGAAGAUGAAAGCAGUGUAAAAAAUGAUCUGCAGUCAAGUCAUUACCAACCUGCUGCACUUGUUAGCAGCAACUGCAUAAACAACCAAAAUAUGAAAGGUUCACCAAGUUCAAUGGUCAGUGAGCCUUCUAAUCAGAGUCAUUCAACUCUUGGGGAUCCAAAUUUUGUGGAAAAUUAUUUCAAGAACUCGAGGCUGCACUUCAUAGGCACCUGGAGAAAUCGAUACCGUAAACGUUUUCAUAGCUUAUCUAAUGGGUUUAACUGCACAAGUUCUAAUAUUAAAGCCUCUCCUCUGAAGACUGCCGUUAUGCAUGUUGACAUGGAUUGCUUCUUUGUCUCAGUUGUCAUCAGGAACCAUCCUGAAUUACGAGAUAAGCCUGUUGCUGUAUGCCAUUCAGACAACACGAAAGGAACUGCUGAAAUUUCAUCUGCAAACUACCCUGCUCGAGAUUAUGGAAUUAAGGCUGGAAUGUUUGUUAGAAAUGCCAAGGCUCUUUGUCCCCACUUGGUCAUAUUUCCAUACAACUUUGAAGCUUAUGAGGAGGUAGCUGAUCAGUUUUAUAACGUAUUGCAUAAGCAUGGCAACAAAGUGCAGGCUGUAAGCUGUGAUGAAGCCUUUUUAGAUGUGACUGAAUCAGAGGGGGAUCCCCAGCUUCUAGCUUCAAAAAUAAGAAAAGAGAUUUUUGAGACUACCAGAUGCACUGCAAGUGUUGGUAUUGCUGGGAAUAUGCUUAUGGCUCGCCUUGCCACUAGAACUGCAAAACCGGAUGGUCAAUGUUACAUUCCUCCUGAAAGGGUUGAUGAUUAUUUAAGUCAACUUCCAAUCAAGGCACUUCCAGGGAUAGGGCAUGUUUUAGAGGAGAAGUUGAAGAAGCAAAAUGUUUGGACUUGUGGACAGUUGCGUAUGAUUUCCAAGGACUCUCUUCAAAAAGACUUUGGACUGAAGACUGGGGAGAUGCUAUGGAAUUAUAGCAGGGGACUAGAUAAUCGGCUGGUUGGGUUAAUUCAGGAAAGCAAAUCUGUAGGUGCUGAAGUGAAUUGGGGUGUGAGGUUCAAGGAUGUGAAAGAUGCUCAAAACUUCCUCUCAAACCUCUGCAAGGAGGUUUCGUUGCGCUUGCAAGGAUGUGGAGUGGAAGGGCGCACUUUUACCCUCAAGAUAAAAAAGAGAAGAAAAGAUGCCGAGGAGCCUAUAAAGUAUAUGGGCCAUGGAGAUUGCGAAAAUCUGAGUCACUCCACAACGGUUCCGGUUGCUACUGAUGAUGUGGAAGUACUUCAAAGGAUAACAAAGCAGCUUUUUGGGUUCUUCCACUUGGAUGUCAAGGAGAUUCGGGGUGUUGGCUUGCAAGUUUCCAGGCUUGAAAGCACAGAGAAUUCCAAGCAAGGGCUUGAAAGAAAUUCUUUGAAAUCAUGGCUCACCUCUGCCUCAGCCAGAACAGAAGAACUGUGCAAGAACAAUUAUGUAGCCAAAGAGAGUUCUAAUCAAGGUUGUGAAGGAAAGGGAGAUGAAACUUUGGGUCAGCUGUGUGGUAAUUCAGUUGGGCUUUCAAUUCAAAUGGAUAGUAAUACCUCCAAUGGUGCAGCUUGUCUGAAUGAGGUUUCAGUGCUGCCACCUUUAUGUCAUCUUGAUAUGGGAGUUUUAAAGAGCCUUCCUCCUGAACUUUUUUCAGAGUUGAAUGAAAUAUAUGGUGGGAAAUUGGUUGAUUUGAUUGCUAAAAAUAAAGGUAAAACUGAAAAUAUCAACCAUACUUUGAGCGCUUAUUCACAUGAAAAAAUAGAAGGUGCAAUGAAAGAGGGGCAGGCAGCUCUCCUUUCUAGCAUGGUCUUCCAAAAUGAAAUUCCAGUAGAAAAUAAGGCAGAGCAGCAUAUAGCUAAGGAAGUUCCGUCAGUUUCUGGGGCAGAAUCCUUUGUUCCUGCUUCAGGACUCAAGAAAACUGAUUUGAUACCUUCCUCUCUAAGUCAAGUAGAUACCGCGGUUUUACAACAGUUGCCUGAAGAAUUGAAAGUUGACAUACUUGAGCAUCUUCCUGCACACAGGAUGCAAGUCUUUUCUCCAAAUGUUCUCUUGGAUCCUACAGAAAUCCCUCUGGAAGCAUUAGGUACCAAGACAGCUGAGAAAAACUCUGGAUCAAAGGAUUUUGUCUUGGACAACAAUCUUUGGGUUGGAAUUCCUCCACAGUGGGUUGAUAAGUUCAAAGUCAGCAAUUGCUUGAUAUUAAACAUUCUUGCAGAGAUGUAUUACAAAUCAGGCUCAACUGGAAAUUUAUCUCCAAUUCUGCAGCGUAUUAGUUCUGUAUCUUUACAUCAACUAGAUGCAUUUCAAGAUGGUUGGGAUGAAGCUAUGUACAUCUUGUGUUUGCAACGAAAUCAGAAUUAUUCAUACUAGUGUACAAUAUAGUCUCUCCUUACCUUCAGGGAUCUAUUGAACUGCUGUAAAGAGAUUCAUACAAGUUGAAUACUGUCCUCUACAUUUUGGUUUGAAUAAAAAUAGUCAUAAAUUUGUAACUGCCUAAGUUGCUCUCUUGCUAUUAGGCAUUGGUUGGAGAAAACUAUGGAGGAAACUUGCAUAUGUCAUUGAAGGAUUAAUGCUGCACUUAUUGUGUGAUUUCUCUGCUUGAUUAACCUUGUUCCAGUGUCCAAGCGGUGCACUGUGCAAUUCAUGAGGGAUAAUUACCUUUAAACCACAAUGCAAAAUUUGGGGAGUGAAAACCAUAAAUUGGAGGCCUGUAUGAAAGUGUUAUGCUUACGAGCCUAUGAGCCAGACAAGACAGUUCAAGCAUUGAGCUCGUUUUGGAAACAAGCUAUAUUAGGCCCAAGCUUCAGCUCAUUAACUUCAUAACUGGGCCCAAUCCAAGCAUAACAGUUCCUGAGACAGAGAUGGGACCUCCCUGAUAAGAUUCUUACACCCAGAUCUUGGAAACAUUUACAAGUUCUGUUGGUGUUGAAGUGCAUGGCAAUUAAGUUAUUGGAAAUACUUGAUUGUAGUAGCUUGUGAAUUGCCGCUGCCUCUCCUGCUCCGAAUCUGCACCUUGUGUUGAAGUUUGAAAAUCUGUGUAUUUUAUACAUGAAAGUCCUGUCUGACAUUGUGAGCUCUUGUUCCAUUUGGUUUUGUUGGGUUUAAUAUUUUGUAUAGUAUUGCACAGGUUGUAAACUAGAGGUGAAGUUAGUUACUCAUUAGUUUCCUCAUAUCCACUUGCUCUCCUUAAUUAGGUGAUUGCAGGCACUUCAAAUUAUCAAAAAAAAAAAAAAAAAAAAAAAGAAAAAAAAAAAAAAAAGAAAAAGGAAAAGAGCAGGCACUUCGGUUUGUAGGAUUGCCAAUAGGGCCAAAAGGCUCUGCAGUAAAAAGGAUAAAGGUAGGUUUUCCCUUGCUCAAUUACUUGUAAAUAUAAAUCUUGUAUUUGACUCGGGCAUGAUAUGAUUAUUGUUUUUAGAUUUUGAAAUCCCAAAAUGUAUAUUACUUGUAUUAGUUUGACUUAAGUGUUAUGAAGUAUAUAAAAAUUAGAUGUAUCGACAUAAUUUGACUAAGGGAUUC
This is a messenger RNA of Quercus robur (English oak), 4483 nucleotides long. Its product is annotated as DNA repair protein REV1. Lineage: Eukaryota; Viridiplantae; Streptophyta; Magnoliopsida; Fagales; Fagaceae. Bases 80 to 3337 code for a protein of 1085 amino acids. Gene Ontology annotation, molecular function: deoxycytidyl transferase activity; DNA-directed DNA polymerase activity; damaged DNA binding. The record is from RefSeq and is a predicted model, not a curated record. Gene Ontology annotation, biological process: error-prone translesion synthesis; error-free translesion synthesis. Gene Ontology annotation, cellular component: nucleus. The transcript has 27 exons.